Molecule: messenger RNA, 1813 nt
Organism: Oppia nitens
Lineage: Eukaryota; Metazoa; Arthropoda; Arachnida; Sarcoptiformes; Oppiidae
Product: probable cytochrome P450 6a18
Exons: 4
Coding region: 212-1813 (533 amino acids)
Molecular function (GO): iron ion binding; heme binding; oxidoreductase activity, acting on paired donors, with incorporation or reduction of molecular oxygen
Source: RefSeq, a predicted model, not a curated record
AUCGGCUAUUAUUACUUCACUAAUAUGUUUGAUAUAUUGUAAGUUAAACAAAAAUCUAAAUUACUGGACUAGACUGGGUAUACGGGGACCGAAACCGUAUCCAUUGAUCGGUACAUUAAUCUAUCAAUUUCUGAAACCAAUCGGUGAACUAGAAAUCAAAUGGUUUCAAAAAUACGGUUCAAUUUACGGUCUAUUCAACAAAUCAAUACCAAUGGUAAGUGUCGGCGAACCGGAACUUCUGAAACAAAUUCUGGUCAAAGAUUUUCAUUUGUUUACUGACCGAAAACAACGUAAAUCCGAUCAUCGGGUUAUCAAUAAAAAUCUAAUCAGUUCUACGGGUGACGACUGGCGCCGAUACCGUACAAUAUUAAGUCCGGCCUUUUCUACCGGUAAAAUGCGUCAAAUGUUUCCACUUAUACGCCAAUGUCUUCAUGAUUUUGAACGGGUAUUACUCCAGAGGACAGCGUUGUCAGGGAUGUCCACCAUCACUGAAAUCAAUGCCAAAGAACAGACAUCUAAUUUUACAAUGGAUGUAAUAGCUACCUGUGCGUUUGCUACAAAAAUCAAUGCCUACUACGAAACCACCACUACCGGCAGUGCGGGCACCGGUAGUCUAGAAACAGACAAUCCGUUUGUCUAUCAUUCACGUCGGAUACUAUCGUAUCCGGUUUGGUCAAUGUUGGCACUGGCAGUACUACCGAAACCAUUGUUGAAUGCUAUUGGCCUGAGUUGGCCGGUUGACGACCGACACAAUCAGUUUUUCUUUGACCUGACCCGUAGUGUUAUCCAAGAGCGCCGCAAACAAGUGGCGGUUGGUUUGGAUGGUAGUGGCGGCGGUACAGGUAGUCAACAACAACAACAACCUAAGUAUACAGAUUUUAUACAACUUAUGAUGAAUGCAGAGAUGAUUGAUAGUAGUAGUGGUAGUAGUAGUGGUGGUAGUGAUGGUGAUGUCGAUGACUGGCCCGACCUAUUGAACGAUACUAUUGAUGCACAUCAUGUCAACGAUGAUGAAGCCAAUGAAGAGCAGGAAAUUAAGCRAAAAAUGUCGGCAAUGAUGGCAAACAACAACAAACAAAAACGAUUGACCGAAACGGAAAUCCAGGCCCAGGGAUGGGUAUUUUUUUUGGCCGGUUUCGAAACUACSGCCACAACACUGGCCUAUGUUAUGUAUGAGCUGGCAAUGAAUCCCCGGAUUCAGGAUCGGCUMUACCAGGAACUGGUCCAAGCAUUUGGUAACGUUGUCGUCGGCACCGUCGACACCGAUAGCACUACAGRUGCYGCCGCCGAUCCGCUAACAUACGAUCGUCUAACGAAACUACCGUUUCUCGAUGCUGUUGUAUCGGAAACCUUGCGCAUGUAUCCAGUGGUUGCCUCAACCGAUCGUAAACUCAUAGCUGGCACCUAUAGGUUAGGCGUCGGCGGCCAAUCGGSUAUUACACURACGGCUGGCCAAGAAAUAUCUAUACCUAUCUAUGCUAUACAUCAUUCCCAGCGAUUCUAUCCGAAUCCCUGGCAAUUCMAACCGGAUCGUUGGCUACCUGGCCAGMCCAGUCAYCAAGUGCURCCCUAUACAUACCUGCCGUUUGGUGCCGGYCCCCGUAAUUGUAUUGGUAUGCGAUUUGCAUUGAUGGAAAUCAAACUAAGUCUGGCACAGUUGGUCCGRCGGUUCCGGUUUAGCCGUACCCCCCRWACGGCYGUUCCGCUAGAGUUCCGGAAAGUUGUCCGAUUAAUAUCAGCCAAACAGAUACUGAUUGGUAUUGAACAGAGAGARAGACAUUUAUUACAUCCAAUAGAUAAUCAAAACAAAUAA